UUUUUGAUAUGGGUAUUUAUGAUUUCUCCAAAUUUUUGAUUUUUGUUCAAGAAUUUUUGAUGGGUUUUUUUGUUCUUUGUAGUUGUUGUUUCUCUGUUUUAUUGCUUGAUUGUAUGAAAAAAUGGGGUUUUUUAAGCUUGAAUUUCAUAGUAUGGGUGUGAAAUUAUGUACAUUUUUGGAGGUAUUUUUUUUUUUUUUAUAAUUUAAGGUUUGUUGAAGUUAAUUUCAUAUUUUUUUCAGAAGAGAAUGAAAACAAGGUACAUAGAAAGAAAAUGACAACAGAUGCACAAAUGGGGUUCACCUAUGUAAAGAUUGGGUCUUUUUUGUCGAAAUAUUGAGACUAAAAACAAGGCAAAACGGCCGUAUUAGAACAAGGCCCACUUAAUGUCUGUUUCUUGGUUUCAUUUGAUGCCAACUUUUUAUGUUUGUUUUUGUUCUCGAUUUUUUUCCCUUUUAAUUUCUCUCAUUUUAGACCACUUGUUUAGAAUUGCGAAGGAAAAACCUAUGAUAGUGACAUGGAUGAACUAUUUCUUCAUUCUAAAGACAAUUGGUAUCUUGUUGUUUUUAAAAUUUUGGUGCACGCGGUGUCACGAAAUUAUCCAUCGUGUAGACGAGAUUCGAUCUCAGCUCUAAGGGUACCUUAGGUCAGUUUGUGGGAUUGUUGUAUGUUAAGGGUUUUUGUUUUUAUAUAAUUGGUUUUAGUUUGUAGGACCCCUUUCCCCUGCCCUUAAUUGGUAGCCAAAUUUUUUCCCAAAGGUCAUUGAUCUUUCACAUGAACGAAAGAAUGACCUACACUAAUACACUAUUAUGACACCCUUUCCUUUUCUCCUCCUAAAAUCCUUAAGGGGUGUAUAUGUGAUUAUGUGGUGUGAAUGAAUCUUCCCAAAUUUUGCAUCUUUGAUGUACAGUCAUGAUUCAAUUUGGUAUUUUGAAAAGCUAUAUUACAAACGAGGUCACAUUUCAUUGAGCUUACAAGGAUUUUUUUGAAAUGAGAAGUUCCCUGGAUUUCUAUGCUUGAUGGACUGCUUCCCCCCAAACAGUGACAAGAAAACUUUGAAGAAGUGGUUUUUCAUUGACAAAACAGUUGGAUAAAGUGCUUGUUUGUUAUCGCACAAUUUGGUCGUGAUUCCUAGCCAUUUCUCUUCUUGAGAUUUGAAGCCUAGCUCAUUGAAGUAUUGUUUAUAGUUUCUAUAACACAGUGACUUCUGCUACGAAACUGGAUCCUAUGGACCUUAAAACUCCUGUUCUCGCUGACCCUGCACCUAUCAAAAAGUCUAGAUUAAGUUUGCAUUCUAGUCUUAUGCCUUACUCACCUCAACCACAACGAGCUCUCUUUGCUAAUGGAAUGCUCUUGUCAAUCCCAAGGAAGAAAACCGGUGUUUUAGAUGAUGUCCGAGCUGCAGCUUGGCUGGAUGCUAUGAAAUCUUCAUCUCCUCCACCUAAGAAAUUUCCUUAUGAUGCUAACCCUGAACAAGAUUCAUCAGAUGUUGACAUUGCUUAUUGUGCAUGGACACUUAAUUAUCCAUCAGCAAUCACAUCAUUUGACCAAAUCACACAUUUUGCCAAGGGCAAGAGGCUUGCAUUGUUUUUGGACUAUGAUGGAACCCUGUCACCCAUUGUAGAUAAUCCUGCUAUGGCUUUCAUGUCUGAUGAUAUGCGUUCUGCUGUAAAAGAUGUUGCUAAACUAUUUCCAACAGCAAUUAUCAGUGGCAGAAGUCGUGAUAAGGUUUAUGAAUUUGUUGGAUUGACUGAACUAUUUUAUGCCGGUAGUCACGGGAUGGACAUUAUGAGCCCUGUGAAAGGCUCUGCUGCCUUUAAUGGGCACCCUAAUUGUGUCAAAUUAACUGACAAGCAGGGUAAGGAAGCUGUCCUUUUCCAGCCUGCUAGUGAAUUUUUGCCUAUGAUUGAGGAGGUUUAUACAUCCCUUAUUGAGACUACUAAGAAAAUUAAGGGUGUAACGGUUGAGGACAACAAGUUUUGUGUUUCUGUUCACUAUCGCAAUGUAGAAGAAAAGAAUUGGAAGACUGUUGCUCUUCGUGUCCAUGCUAUACUAAAAGAAUACCCACGUCUUAAACUUUGUCAUGGGCGGAAGGUUUUAGAGAUCCGUCCAGUGAUUGAUUGGAACAAGGGAAAGGCUGUUGAAUUUUUGCUAGAGUCCCUUGGGCUAAGUGACUCUGAUGAUGUGCUUCCAGUAUAUGUCGGUGAUGAUAGCACUGAUGAGGAUGCUUUUAAGUUCCUGAGAGAAGAAAAUAGAGGAUAUGGUAUUUUGGUGUCUUCUAUUCCCAAAGAAAGUAAUGCAUUCUACUCCCUAAAGAACCCAUCAGAGGUUAUGGAAUUUCUUAAGGCACUUGUGACUUGGAAGUCGAGCUCACUCUAGACUAACCACAAACUAGAAAAAGUAUAUUCUAACAUUACAUAAAUAUGAUCAGCCAAAAAAAGAAAAAAGAACAAAAAAAAUUUACCAUUACAUAAAUAUAUACAGUAUGGGAAGGAUCAAAGAAGAACUGCAACCAGUUUUGGUGCAAGGUUUGGCGCGUGCAGUGGAAGGAGCUUCAUCAUAUUUUCAGGACCAAUUUUGUUUGUAAAAAACGUCUGCGAUUUUGUAAAUCCCUCUUCCUUUGUAUAUUGCUAGCCCUUGUAUUUAGAAGCAGUUGAUUAAGGUGCUUAAUUUUCCAUUUAGAGUUUAGUACCUUUGCCAAUGUGUAGGAUAUUCAGUUCCUUAAUAUGCUUAAAAUCCCAUAUAAUAUACGCUACGCUAUUAUUAGGAGGGUAAUUAGGUUGCAAAUUCUUUUAUUUGUGGAAUGUGUAUUGUUCACUCUCGGAGGGAAAUAUAUAUAUAUAUAUAUAUAUCUAGGAGGUUUGUGAGAAAGGAGAGUAGUUUUUUUGAAAGGGAAAGAAGAAGAUUUGUUGUGUUGUCUCUUGGUUAUUUCGGAAGACUCAUUUUGUUGGCAAGUUUUAUUUCACGGAUCUAAAUGUUAAUUGUUAAAGUCGUGUGUAUGGAACAAUUGUUUUGUGUAAUUUUAUGUGAUUGUUAAUAAUAAUAUACUCGUAUUACUUAUUGUUGUA
Messenger RNA from Chenopodium quinoa (quinoa), 3066 nucleotides. RefSeq names its product trehalose-phosphate phosphatase A-like. Bases 1226 to 2377 code for a protein of 383 amino acids. The transcript is spliced from 12 exons. Gene Ontology annotation, biological process: trehalose biosynthetic process. NCBI's taxonomy places the organism in Eukaryota, Viridiplantae, Streptophyta, Magnoliopsida, Caryophyllales, Amaranthaceae. The record is from RefSeq and is a predicted model, not a curated record. Gene Ontology annotation, molecular function: trehalose-phosphatase activity.